Molecule: messenger RNA, 1788 nt
Organism: Arvicola amphibius (Eurasian water vole)
Lineage: Eukaryota; Metazoa; Chordata; Mammalia; Rodentia; Cricetidae
Gene: Shc3
Product: SHC adaptor protein 3
Exons: 12
Coding region: 1-1788 (595 amino acids)
Biological process (GO): cell surface receptor protein tyrosine kinase signaling pathway; intracellular signal transduction
Cellular component (GO): plasma membrane
Molecular function (GO): receptor tyrosine kinase binding
Source: RefSeq, a predicted model, not a curated record
AUGCUUCCACGCACCAAGUACAACCGCUUCAGGAAUGACUCGGUGACAUCGGUCGAUGACCUUCUCCACAAUCUGUCGGUGAGCGGCAGCGGCGGCAAGGUCUCGGCGGCGGCGCCCGCGGCGACCCCCUACCAGGUGUCAGGCGAGGCGCUGCGCAAGGCGCCGGACGAUGGGCCCGGCAGCCUGGGCCACCUGCUCCACAAGGUGUCCCACCUGAAACUCUCCAGCUCCGGCCUGCGCGGCCUGUCGUCCGCUGCCCGGGAGCGGGCGGGCGCGCGGCUUUCGGGCAGCUGCAGCGCGCCCAGCCUGGCGGCCCCGGACGGUGGCAGCGCGACCCCCGGGGCUCGCGCCCAGGCCGCCAGCAUGAGCGCCACCAGGAAGAGCCGGGCCGGCGACGAGCCGCUGCCCAGGCCCCCGAGGGGCGCUCCUCACGCCAGCGACCAGGUGUUGGGGCCGGGAGUCACCUAUGUGGUCAAGUACUUGGGAUGCAUUGAAGUUCUGCGCUCAAUGAGGUCUCUGGACUUCAGUACAAGAACUCAGAUUACCAGGGAAGCCAUCAGUCGUGUCUGCGAAGCUGUGCCAGGUGCCAAAGGAGCCUUCAAGAAGAGAAAGCCUCCGAAUAAAAUGCUGUCCAACAUUCUGGGGAAGAGCAACCUCCAGUUCGCAGGGAUGAGCAUCUCCCUGACCAUCUCCACCGCCAGCCUGAAUCUGCGCACUCCCGACUCCAAACAGAUCAUAGCGAACCAUCACAUGCAGUCCAUCUCCUUCGCCUCGGGGGGAGACCCGGACACAACAGACUAUGUUGCCUAUGUCGCUAAGGACCCUGUUAAUCGCAGAGCUUGCCACAUUCUAGAAUGCUGUGAUGGGCUAGCCCAAGAUGUCAUUGGCUCCAUCGGACAAGCCUUUGAGCUCCGAUUCAAACAGUAUUUGCAGUGUCCUUCCAAGAUUCCUGCUCUGCAGGACCGGAUGCAGAGUCUAGAUGAGCCGUGGACUGAAGAGGAGGGAGAUGCUCCUGAUCACCCAUACUAUAACAGCGUUCCCAGCAAGAUGCCCCCUCCAGGGGGAUUUCUUGAUGCUCGAUUGAAAGCCAGACCCCACGCUCCUGACGCAGCCCAGUUUGCAGGGAAAGAGCAAACUUACUACCAGGGAAGACACUUAGGAGAUGUCUUUGGUGAGGACUGGCAGCGAGCACCCACCAGGCAGGGUUCCUUGGACAUCUACAGCACACCGGAAGGGAAAGGGCACAUGGCUUUGGUAGGAGAGACACCAACCUAUGUCAACACCCAGCCAGUCCCUCUACAGGUUUGGCCAGCAGCAAGCAGCAGCACCGAGAGCAGCCCACGGAAGGACCUCUUUGACAUGAAGCCUUUUGAAGAUGCUCUCAAGAACCAGCACCUGGGGCCCAUGUUGAGCAAAGCAGCGUCUGUGGAGUGCAUUAGCCCUGUUUCACCCAGAGCCCCAGAUGCCAAGAUGCUGGAGGAGCUUGAUGCUGAACCCUGGUACCAAGGAGAGAUGAGCAGGAAGGAGGCAGAGGCACUGUUGCAGGAAGAUGGAGACUUCCUAGUCAGAAAGAGUACUACCAAUCCUGGUUCCUUUGUCCUCACGGGCAUGCACAAUGGCCAGGCCAAGCACCUGCUGCUGGUGGACCCGGAAGGCACGAUCCGGACAAAGGACAGGGUCUUUGACAGCAUCAGUCACCUCAUCCACUACCAUCUGGAGAGCAGCCUGCCCAUCAUCUCUGCGGGGAGUGAGCUUUGCCUCCAGCAACCUGUGGAGAGGAAGCACUGA